AUGGCAGAAAUAGUUCAAUUAAACGUGGGUCAAUGAGGUAAUGCCAUUGGAUCCCAGUAUUGGAGUAAACUCAUUGAUGAGCAUUCUCUUAAUAAUCAGGGAGAGUAUAUUGGUAACAAAGAUCUGUGACUUGACAAAGUUCAUGUUAGUUUUAAUGAGAAUAGCAAGCAUGUGUAUUCUCCGAGAGCUAUUCUUGUUGAUCUUGAGCCAUCUUUGAUUGAUGAUAUUAGAUCUGGUACUUAUGGUAACUUAUUUCACUGUGAUAAUUAUGUGAAUGGAUAUACAAGUGCAGGCAAGAACUGGGCUAGGGGAUAUUACACUGAAGGUCGAGAAAUCAUUGAAAUGAUCAGAGAUACACUCACGAAGGAGCUUGAGAAAUGAGACCGAGUCCAUUGUUUACAGAUCAACCACUCUGUAGCCGGAGGAACUGGAUCAGGGCUGACUUCACUCAUAAUUUCAAAGAUUGUUGAUGAUCAUCCAGGCCUGAUGAAGAUUUCAAACACUUUUUAUCCUACGAAUGAUUUAGAAAGUUGCCCUUUUGAAUCAUACAACGCUGUAUUGGCAUCAAUGGAGCUAAUUGAAAAUGUUGAGAUGGUGUCAGUUUUCGAUAACAAGUCCUUGCACAAUGCUUGAGGAAGAAAUAUUUCAGGAACUAAGCACAGUUUGAAUGAAAUAAAUGACCUAGCUGCAUUAUUUAUCUCAGAUACAAAUGCUCCUAUGAGAUUGUCUGGACAGAUAAACACAAAUUUUCUAAAAAUUAUGCAUAACAUCAUUCCUUUUCCAAGACUACAUUAUAUGGUGCCGAAGAUAUCUAAGAUAAAUCUUAAUCAUUCGUUAAAAGAAAGUCCUGAGAGUCAGCUUAUCACUUCAAUCUUUGAAAAAUCAAGGAAUCUCUGUAGCUGAAAUUAUACUUUUUCAGGCUCAAAUUAUAUGACUGCUUAUAUUUCUUGAAGAGGAAAUCUUUCACUUCUUGAGCUUCAAAAGGAAGGAUAUGCUUAUCGUAAGAAAAACGAAGAUAUGUUUGCAUACUGGAUUCAAGAUAGCUUGCAUAUCUCUUCUACAUCUAUUCCUUCAGAAUCCCUUCCUAGGGCAACUUGUAUGGGAAAUAAGUAUGAAGUGUAUGAGGUAUUUAACAACAUUGGGCACGAUUUUGCAGAAUUACAUCAGAAAAAGAAGUACCUGCACCAUUACACAGACCAAGGGAUGGACCCAAUGGAGAUUAUUGAGUCUGAGUCUACCUUUAAUGAUCUUAUUUCUGAAUAUCAGCAGUGAAAUGGAUGCUGAUGAAAUUUUGAAUCUGAAGGAGAAUAUGAAGAAGGGGAGUUCGAUGAAGAAGAUGAUCAAUAAGAUAAUAUAAAGUGCC
Moneuplotes crassus is the source of this 1363-nucleotide messenger RNA. NCBI's taxonomy places the organism in Eukaryota, Ciliophora, Spirotrichea, Euplotida, Euplotidae. The record is from the annotation of a GenBank genome assembly.